CUCUCAUCAGCUGGUGGAAGCGCUGCUUUGGCAGGAGCUGGAGCUGCCCUGACCCUGUGCCAGUCACCCUGGAGGCAGGUCCCAAUGGGAGCAGAAUAAGAACAUACAUGAAGGUUGGCCAUACACCAUGUCAUCAUGCGUGUCCAAGAGGGCUUCUUCUGAGAGGUCCAUCCUACAAGAGGACAAUGAGCAUUCAAACCAGCCUCACGUCGUUUGCAACUUCUCAACUCUGAGCAUCGACCUAGGCAUGGAAUCCGUUAUCGUGGUCACAGAAUAUGAUCCUUAUAUUUCAGAUAUUGAGCAUGGGCAUAAUGGAGAGCCGGUUAGUGAAGGUGUGGAACCAAAUGAGACCGGCAAAGAUGAGCCUGAUUUUCAUAGACUUACUGAAAGUGGAUGUAUACUGGAGGACCUCAAAGGGCUUCCAAAUGAUAUCAAAGAUCCCAGGGCCAAACUCAAUAUGACAAAUAGGAAGCUAUCCCUCCAAGAACGUUCUUCAUCUGUGCAAUCUCCAAGCAACCUAGAUAUGAAUGGACGGUACAUUUAUCCAUCUCUCCCCUAUUCUCCGGUAACCUCACCACAGUCUUCUCCACGCUUGCCACGGAGACCAACAGUAGAGUCUAACCGUGUCUCUAUUACGGGUUUUCAGGACUGUGUCCAGCUUAACCAGUACAGGCUGAAAGAUGAAAUUGGAAAGGGCUCCUAUGGAGUGGUGAAACUUGCAUACAACGAAGAUGAUAACACGUACUAUGCAAUGAAAGUUCUGUCAAAGAAGAAGCUAAUGAGACAAGCAGGAUUCCCACGUCGCCCUCCUCCCAGAGGUGCUAAACCAGUAGCAGAUGGUGGUGCACACGCCUUGGGGCCAAUUGAGAGGGUGUACCAGGAAAUUGCUAUACUGAAGAAGCUAGACCAUCCAAAUGUGGUCAAGUUGGUUGAGGUGCUGGAUGACCCCAGCGAGGAUCAUCUAUAUAUGGUGUUUGAACUGGUAAAGCAAGGACCUGUGAUGGAAAUACCAACAACAAACCCAUUUUCAGAAGACCAAGGGCGUUUCUACUUCCAAGAUCUGAUUAAAGGGAUCGAGUACUUGCAUUAUCAGAAGAUUAUACACCGUGAUAUUAAACCAUCUAACCUCUUAGUGGGAGACGAUGGUCACAUUAAGAUUGCAGACUUUGGUGUCAGUAACCAAUUUGAAGGGGCCGACGCAUUUUUAUCAAACACAGUAGGGACGCCUGCUUUCAUGGCUCCUGAGACCCUGUCUGAGACACGCAAAAUAUUUUCAGGAAAGGCUCUUGAUGUUUGGGCUAUGGGAGUCACCCUGUACUGUUUCACGUAUGGUCAGUGCCCUUUUAUGGAUGAAAGGAUUUUAUCUCUUCAUAGCAAAAUAAAGAACCAACCUUUAGAAUUACCUGAUCAGCCAGAUAUAUCAGAGGACUUGAAGGACCUGAUUCUACGGAUGUUGGAUAAGAGCCCAGAAUCUAGAAUUACUGUCCCUGAAAUAAAGGUGCAUCCUUGGGUAACCAAACAUGGUGCUGAGCCACUGCCAACAGAGGAUGAAAACUGCACUUUGGUGGAAGUGACUGAAGAAGAGGUGGAGAAUUCAGUCAAGCACAUCCCAAGUUUGGCCACAGUGAUCUUGGUGAAAACAAUGCUCCGAAAGCGUUCUUUUGGGAAUCCUUUUGAGGGGGGUAGGAAAGAGGAACGAUCCUUAUCUUCACCAGGGAACCUACUUACAAAAAAAAAGUCAGGAAAUAUAAGGCAUACCUCCAGUCAUAGAAGCAAAAGGAUACAAGGCAGCGAGGAGAGCCUGAGAGAGAGCGACUUACAAGAUGUUGGGGAGGACGAGGUUUUGUCCUGAUUGUCAUAGGCCCAUUUAUACCAUCUUGAUACAGAAAUUCCUGUCGGAGGAGAGACAUCUGUGUGUAAACACACCAUGACUUCGCUGUGCAUGUUUCUACUGAUCAGUACAGUACUCGAUGAAGACCUUAUGUUGCCGCAUGCGCUAAAGAUCAUUCUGUCUUGCCUUGGGAUGUAAAAUCCGUUGUUAAGUCGUUAAACGUAUUGAUUACUUUGCUACGGGCUCGCUCUUCCAAGGGGACUGCUGGGAACUGGUCCAGAAAAGGUGCUUCUAAUGUAUGUUGCAAAAAAGAAAAACGAUUUGAAGUGGCUUGUAGCAUAUGUCUUAAUGCCAAAUACUACACACAUACUGCUGCACUAAUCGAAAAGUUAUCAGAAUGCUAAGUGUUUAACACGUUCACUAGCAGAGGCUUGAAAUCCACCACUCUUGACAUGUUCCUUGGCAGCACAAUUGUUAAGGGAACGCUGCAGUUUUAUACCGCAAAUAUAUUAUAAUCCAAUAACAUACAGUAUUUUAAAAUGUGCUGAAAAUUGUAAGCACUGGAGUUUUACUGGCCAUAUCUCUGCCUUACACUGUAGUAUAUCCUAAGAAAAGUAUCUGCACUAUUGUGAGUGGCGUUGUCCAUCCAGUGCAGAUUCAUUCUCCUGCUUGUAUAUCCCAUACAAAAGAUCAGUGGGAAAGUUCAGUUGGUAAAUGCUCUGACUGGAGUGUUUAUUGCAACCUAAAGAAUUAAACUGUAAUGCCCAAUUGGGUGAACUCAUCCUUUCAUCUUUCCAAGUUCAAUAAAAUGGGUAACAUUGAGCUGGGUAACUAUCUCCUCUAUAUCAUCUGUUAGUUUGGUUAAUUCCGCUUUGGGGAAAGUACACAAUAUUAUAAUUAUUAUGUGCUACACUUGUGUACAAAGCUCAUCUAGCGAAGGCUCCUUUCCUUUCUCUGCUUUGUCAGAUAUCUGACACUUGGCAAGAUGCCAUUAAAGUGCCCCAUGCAUUCAGACAGUCUUGUAUUUUUUAAUAGAGGAAAAUGUGUUGGUGCUUGAGUAUAUGUGCUGUUGUGAAGCCUCUGAUGACCACUUCCCUUUUCUUUCACGUUGUUUGAGACACACUGUAUUACCUAAUCACAGUGGGGAAUAUUUUCACUGAGGAUCUAUCUCUGAUACAUAUUUAAUAGAUUUGUAUAUAGUGUCGACUUUUUUAAAUACAGAAUGCCAAGCACAGGGAGAAAAUGAGAGCAGCGCUACUAGGAUAUGCUGUGUGCACAAAGUGCUACAAUAGUGAUUUAUUUGAAGUGCUACAGUGCUACAAUAGUGAUUUAUUCAUCAGUGUGAAUGCCCUUACAAGACAAAGUCAUCUCACCAAAUGAAUAGGCAAAAAGUGCUCAAAACCACCUCCCCUUUGGAAAGUCUACUCCAUGCUUCACCCAAGACCCACUCCAAAUGCAUUCCCUUUGUAAGUACAUAUUCCCCAUUGACCACAAAAAACAAAAUGCAAUUCCAUCUAAUUGGCACAUUUUGCAAUGCGAUACACAAUAUGGACAUUAGUUCACAGAACCACCUUUCUUUGCUACCAAACGGGGCAGGAAUAUCUGAGAUAUGGUAGUAAAAAAUGGCACUGUUUAUCAGAAGAAACAACUAUUUCUUUCAAAACCUGUGCAUGGUACACAUCCCUGCCUCAAUUGUAGAGACUGCAGUGGUUUCAUCAAAGGGAAACCAUGUAGUCUGGACAGGGUUUCACCACUCAGCAGCGGUGGUAGUAGGGACUUUUAUUUUUAAGGGAGGUUAGUGGAUGUGUAGACUGGAUACAGUGUCACCUAAUGAUCUCAAUGAGAAGCUUGGGUGGCACUGGUUCCUGUAAUACACAUCCCCUUCAGUAGCCCUUGGUGCCCACUGCAAGAUGAGUCUGGGUACCCCCUCUUAUUGAAUUAUUCACUUUAUCCUGAUAAUAUUGUACUGUAAAUAUGUUUAUCUUUCCCUCUCUGAGAGCUUGAUAUAUAUACAUUAAUACAUUAAUCCAGUGUAUUUACAUCAAUAACUUAUUGCACACAUAACUUCGGUGUGUUGUAUGCUGUGCAUGCUAUCUUCCAUUUUCACUUGCUUUACUAAGAACUAAGAUGUGUUAACUACAUUUCCAGACACUCUGCUGCAUUCCAGUUUCCAGUGGUUGCCUAGCAACACCAGGUCUAAUUUUUUUUCACACUUUUAUUUUAAGUUUUUCUCUAAUUAGAUUUAACAGCAUGCCAGCUACUUGUGUAGAUCAUCUUUUUUGCAAAGUAAUAAUUUUUUACCAGUUUUCAGAAUGUUUGAAUGUAUAUUGGUUUCCAUAGCCAUGGCUGACAUAUGAUGUCACGCUAUCCUGAGAGUACCCAGAACCAUGUGGGGAGCAGCAAGAUUGCACCGGGAAGCAGGAUGACGCUC
This is a messenger RNA of Pelobates fuscus (common spadefoot toad), 4262 nucleotides long. It is a transcript of the gene CAMKK2, whose product is annotated as calcium/calmodulin dependent protein kinase kinase 2. The transcript has 17 exons. Gene Ontology annotation, cellular component: cytoplasm. NCBI's taxonomy places the organism in Eukaryota, Metazoa, Chordata, Amphibia, Anura, Pelobatidae. Gene Ontology annotation, biological process: positive regulation of protein kinase activity; protein phosphorylation; intracellular signal transduction. Gene Ontology annotation, molecular function: ATP binding; calcium/calmodulin-dependent protein kinase activity; calmodulin binding. The coding region runs from base 128 to 1852 and encodes 574 amino acids. The record is from RefSeq and is a predicted model, not a curated record.